Punctularia strigosozonata HHB-11173 SS5 is the source of this 626-nucleotide messenger RNA. RefSeq names its product arp2/3 complex. The record is from RefSeq and is a predicted model, not a curated record. The transcript is spliced from 4 exons. Gene Ontology annotation, cellular component: actin cytoskeleton; cytoplasm; Arp2/3 protein complex. Gene Ontology annotation, molecular function: actin filament binding. Bases 66 to 536 code for a protein of 156 amino acids. Gene Ontology annotation, biological process: Arp2/3 complex-mediated actin nucleation; regulation of actin filament polymerization. Lineage: Eukaryota; Fungi; Basidiomycota; Agaricomycetes; Corticiales; Punctulariaceae.
AACUCCUGCUUCUCGCCACCACAACCCUUGAUCGCGGCGCGUCGAGGCUAACGAUCUAAGACACGAUGGAUGUGAACUUCCGCAAGAUAGACAUCGAUCAGUUCGACGAGGAUGUGCUGCUGGAGACCGAACUCUAUGACGCAGACCCAAGAGACCCUGCUCAGGUCACCGAGGAGGCGAAGGCUCGCGCGGCAACUGUCCGCGGUUCACUCUCUAAGGGAGAUAUAACCGGCGCACUGACCACAGUGUUGGAAAACGCUCCUUACGGGCCAUACGUGGAGGAGGCGAAAACGUUAACGCUUCAAACACUCCUCACCAUCCUUAACAGCACGAAAUCAGCUGAGAUAGCGAAUAUCGUGAAGUCGUUGGACCAAGAUAAGCAUGACACGCUCAUGAAGUACCUGUACAAGGGCAUGGCGAUGCCGGGCUGGGGUGAUGUCAGCGGGAGCGUAUUGCUUGGGUGGCAUGAAAAGUUGACGGAGGUCGCCGGUAUAGGGUGUAUCGUCCGUGUGAUGACCGACAGGCGCACGGUAUGAUGCCCCGAACCAAUCAUGUUGUAUCUUACAGGAAUGUAUAUCAUGGAUCACGGGCCGAUGCUCAUCCCAUCUUGCCGGUCAGGCUAUCAC